Molecule: messenger RNA, 606 nt
Organism: Fomitiporia mediterranea MF3/22
Lineage: Eukaryota; Fungi; Basidiomycota; Agaricomycetes; Hymenochaetales; Hymenochaetaceae
Product: cytochrome c and c1 heme-lyase
Exons: 3
Coding region: 1-606 (201 amino acids)
Biological process (GO): cytochrome c-heme linkage
Cellular component (GO): mitochondrion
Molecular function (GO): holocytochrome-c synthase activity
Source: RefSeq, a predicted model, not a curated record
AUGCCAGUACUUGCUCAAACCGCCGCUCCAGGCCAAAACCUCUCGCUCCCGACUGACCGGACGUCGUCUUCGAUCCCUCGUUCCGGCGAAGAAGGCGGUGGCGUAUGGGAGUAUCCUUCUCCUCAGCAGUUUCAUAAUGCGUUGCUGAGGAAAGGAAUGGAGACCGCCGAGGAAGACGUGGACAUGAUGGUGCAGAUACAUAACUUCCUCAAUGAGCGUGCUUGGGACGAGGUGCUCAGAUGGGAGCGAAGACAAGACGAGUCUGCCACAGUUGAACUCGCCCGUUUCAAAGGCCGACCAGGCGAGCUCUCGCCCAAAGCCCGCUUCUGGCUCUUUGCAGGCUGGCUUCUUCCAACUCGAUUUAACUCUGAACCGCCCUUCGACCGACAUGACUGGAUAGUCAAACGCCGCUCAACAGGCGAAGAAGUACGCUACGUCAUCGACUACUACAGCGCGCCUCCCGAACCCGACGGCUCUCCUUGUUUCUCGCUCGACGUCCGACCCGCACUUGACAGCGUCAGCAGCGCGCGAGACCGUAUAGCAGUUGCCACCGAGGAAGCAUGGACAACUUGGAAAGCCAAGCAAAAUGAGCGCGAAUCUUCAUAA